Messenger RNA from Pseudogymnoascus destructans, 1849 nucleotides. It is a transcript of the gene MIR1, whose product is annotated as mitochondrial phosphate carrier protein. Gene Ontology annotation, molecular function: phosphate transmembrane transporter activity. The transcript has 4 exons. Bases 128 to 1072 code for a protein of 314 amino acids. Lineage: Eukaryota; Fungi; Ascomycota; Leotiomycetes; Thelebolales; Thelebolaceae. Gene Ontology annotation, cellular component: mitochondrial inner membrane. Gene Ontology annotation, biological process: mitochondrial phosphate ion transmembrane transport. The record is from RefSeq and is a predicted model, not a curated record.
CCAUCUCCAAUCCAUCUCCAUUCCAAGAUACUUUCAGUCAGUAGUCUUUUCAGGACCACUGAACUUCUACAUCUCCACUCUAUACUUUCUCUCCUCACUUCACAUCCCAACCUCCUACACACUCACAAUGGCCUCUUCCGCAGUUGCUGUCGUCAAGGCUGAGACUCCCGAGAAGCUCAGCGGCGCCGCUCUCUACUCCAGAUUCGCCAUCGCUGGUGCCCUCUGCUGCUCCAUCACCCACGGUGCUCUCACCCCCGUCGAUGUCGUCAAGACCAGAAUCCAGCUCGACCCAGCAACCUACAACCGCGGCCUGAUCGGUGGAUUCCGCCAGGUCAUCGCCAAGGAGGGCGCUGGUGCUCUUCUGACCGGUCUCGGCCCAACCUUUGCCGGUUACUUCCUCCAGGGCGCCUUCAAGUUCGGAGGUUACGAGUUCUUCAAGCAGCAGUCCAUCGGCCUCGUCGGCUACGAGACUGCCGCCAACAACCGCACCGCCGUCUACCUCGCCUCCGCCGCGUGCGCCGAGUUCUUCGCCGAUGUCGCCCUUUGCCCUCUUGAAGCUACCCGUAUCCGUCUCGUUGCCGAGCCUACCUACGCCAACGGCCUGAUCGGCGGCUUCAGCAAGAUGCUCAAGACUGAGGGUGUUGGCUCUUUCUACGCCGGCUUCGGUCCCCUCCUGUUCAAGCAGGUCCCAUACACCAUGGCCAAGUUCGUCGUGUACGAGAAGGUCGUCGAGGCCGUCUACAAGCAGGUCGACCGCUCCACCCUCUCCGACGGCGCCCAGACCGGUGUCAACCUCGGCUCCGGUCUCAUCGCCGGUUUCGCCGCCGCCCUCAUCUCCCAGCCAGCCGACACCAUGCUUUCCAAGAUCAACAAGACCAAGGGCGCUCCCGGAGAGGGCACCACCACCCGCCUGAUAAAGAUCGCCAAGGAGCUCGGUCUUAAGGGCUCGUACACCGGCAUUGGCGCCCGUCUGUUCAUGGUCGGAACCCUGACCGCUGGACAGUUCGCUAUCUACGGUGAUGUCAAGAAGGCCCUCGGCGCCGUCGGCGGUGUUGAGAUUGCCGUGAAAUAGAUUUUCACGCACCUAGACGAAUUGGAGAUGUAGAAAGUGGAUGGUAGGAAAACUGGAAAAAGGAGGAGUAGACAGGGACUAUCCUGUCAACGGAAAGGCGGUGGGAAUCUGAACUGACAUCGCAUUGCAAACAAUGUUCCCGGCUGUUUUUCUUCAAGGGCGCGGCGAGAAGAUAUUUCUUGUUUUCUGGCUCGGGCGCAACUUAGAGAGAUGCAUAGAUGAUAGACCUUUUUUAUUUUGCGCUCAGGCUGGUGGUUUUGGGGCCGACAAGGCGCUUGUAUACUACUAUAAUUGGAUCGCGGAAUUUGGAUGUGGAAUAGUAGUGUUAUCAAGAUUAUGAAGUUUGCGUUUACUUGUGAUGCUGAUCUGUUUGGUAUGGUAGGGAAGGGUAUCUACUUUUUGAAGCUCUACUGUCAGAAGCUAUUCUAGGAGCUUCCAAAGAAGCCUUACAUGUAAUCACAACGCAUAUUUCUCCCCGCCUAGAUGAAUCAUAUUCCCAUCCCGCACAUGCUGAUUGGAGGAGGACAUGAGUCCCGUCGUCCACCAAAGCUCCUGUACCAGAUUGUCUGGCUUGAUGAGGAAAUCCGGGUACAUCGGGUAUGGGUUUCUGAAGAUUCCCCAAGCCCAUACUUCCCUCUGCUUAACCUAGCUCACCAUCAUCGUCGACACACCUACAACUAUUUUCUCAAAUUGACAAAUUGCUCACAACUUUUUCCCCCUAUACUGUAACGGGGUGCCGCCGUUACAGUACAUGUGGUAUAUAAAGCGAGUUACGCG